Lates calcarifer (barramundi perch) is the source of this 2984-nucleotide messenger RNA. RefSeq names its product tumor necrosis factor receptor superfamily, member 9a (gene tnfrsf9a). Gene Ontology annotation, molecular function: signaling receptor activity; cytokine binding. The record is from RefSeq and is a predicted model, not a curated record. Gene Ontology annotation, cellular component: external side of plasma membrane. Gene Ontology annotation, biological process: regulation of cell population proliferation. The transcript is spliced from 7 exons. Bases 302 to 1141 code for a protein of 279 amino acids. NCBI's taxonomy places the organism in Eukaryota, Metazoa, Chordata, Actinopteri, Centropomidae.
AAGAGUAUGAAAAGGCAGCAGCUGGCUGUGGGGUGAGAUGAUUACACAGGCCACAACACAGAGAGGUUUCUUCACACGACCUUAUACCCUGAAAUAUUACAGACUUUGGGUUAAGAAGAAUAUCAAGGACUUCAGUAUAAAUCUGUAGAGAAACAAAAAAUUUGUUAGCCUCUGAAAAAGGAAGAAGAAGAAGAGGAAGAAGAAAAGGAUACCUGGGGUAUUUUUUGGAUUGGAUUACCUUACGUCUUCCCUUAGGUGGCUAUAUCAUCCUUAACCACAAGGCUGGAGAGCUAACAACAGUAUGGCUGUGAUCCUGUGGGCAAUGGGUCUGUCUCUGCUCAUGCAGGGCUGCCUGUGCAGUCUUGGACAGACUGCCAGAGGCUGCAUGAAGUGGAAGCAAGAUGGGAACAAUGUUUGCUGUGAAGCCUGUUAUCCAGGACAUCACUUGGUCAAAACCUGUGGUCAAAGCCCAAAAGAUCUUUGUGUCCCUUGUGAGCCGGGGACAUAUACACUGGACACUAAACCCUUAAAGUGUAACAGAUGUACACAAUGUAUAGGUGUUCAGGUUCUUGUGAAAUCAUGCACAGCAACAAGUAACACACAGUGUGGCUGUAAAGACGGACUCACCUGUGGUGAUAACAGCUGUUCCUUCUGCACUGACAAGUGUGACAAAGGCUACGAACCUACGAAGGACCGUUCCUGCAGACCAUGUCCAGAGGGAACCUUCAAUGACCAAAUUCACCAGAUGUGCAAACCCUGGAGUACCAAGUGUCCCAAUGCAGAUCAACAUAUUAUAGCCAAGGGAAAUGCAGUUAAUGACAUAAAGUGUGCUAACGUUACAGUUCGUCCAUCGCACAAGCCUGUUGAACCUGAUAUGACAGAGGCAACUUGGAUAGUUUUAUCUGUGGUCACCUGUUUAACUGUGAUGGGCGUUAGCAUCGUCAUCAUUGCAGUGGCCCUGAAACUUCUCCAGAAGAAGCCACCAAAGCCAGACACAAAAACACCAAUCAUCAGAACCCCUACAGAUGAUCCUAGGACAUUAAUAGCAAUUGAGUGCAGUUUUCACGAGGCCCAGCAAGAGCAAGGCAGCAGCUCAGAGUCACUGGACUCCAAGGACUCCUCAGACCAGCUCAUUGCAUGAAUGGAUGGGAACCAGGCAAGAAAGCCACACUGAAUUACCUGUUCAUGUAAAAAAAAAAACAACAAAAAACAGAUCAGAUCAGAUCAAGAAUAAGAUGGGAUCCCUCUCUGUGAUACUGAGCCAUUAUUUUGGAGGUUGUCAUUGUAAGUACACCAGGACACAAUUUUAGUGAUCUUUUGAUCACACAGUAAAUGUACACAUGGUAUUAAGGGGAAUUCUGGGAGGAAAAAGAUACAGUGGACAGCCUAGUCAUCAUGCAAAUUAAAACAGUGAGGCUGUGUUUUCCCCCCAGUUUAGUUAGGCUUUAAAGAUAAAGUAGUCCUAAAAUAGCUAUGGGAAAUUUUAAAUCAUUAGAUCAAAUUUGGCACUGGAUAAUGGUAGAACAGCAUACCUUUUGAAACUCCUUUUAAAGGAGUUUGACUACUGUAGGAUUUGAAUGAGUGUGAAUGAAUUUCGCUUCUCUGAUAUUUGCAUGUCUGAGCAGUAAAGCUGCCAAGUGUUGCUGUGUGUGAAUUUACAGUGCAGGUGGGUGUUCAGAUGGGUGUAAAAGAAAAAAAUGACGGCAGGUUUUAGUGACGCCAAGGGUCAAGCCUACACAGCAACCUAGUUACCUACUGUUUACUGCUGAAUUUGUACAUUUAUGACCCUGUUGCAACAGCCAAAGAAGAACAAUGCUGCACCAGUCAUGGUUUUCUGUGGUGAAAUGUGAUUCAUCAAGAGACAAUACUUUUUGUUAGUUAUUAAGUUUGUCUAUGAUACGAACUACUUUGUGUGAUUCUGAAAGUAAUAGCUUUGUGUGCUAUCGUAAACAAAGCUGAUAUUGAGGACAACAUGAUAUAUAACCUCCUCCACUCUACAGCACAAGGAAGUGUAUAAGGAAUAUAUGGACUUUCCUAUGAUUGCUUAACUAGUCUCAAAAAGUCCAGUGAAGGGGGUUUCCCCUUUUUUUAAAAUAGGUAAUCCUGAAGUUCACACAGGGGAGUCUACAGUUCAGUACUUUUUUUUUUUUUAAUGAGACAAAGAUCUGGUCAUCGUUCAACUGCACUUAUUUGGCAAGCUGAGACAUGCGUCUUGGGCAAGAGAUUUUGGCAACACUCUGUGGUUAUCCCGAGUGUAAUCUUGACAUGCUUCAUAACCGCAUAAACUGCACAUAGAAUGUAGAGAUUCCUAUUUAGUGCAUCAUGUGGGAAAUCCUUUGGAGAAAUAUGAUACACGUUUGGCAAAUAAAGAAGGCACACAAGAUACCAUAAUGAAGCUCAAGAUCAUAUGGAAACCCCCCCACCCAAGAUCAGCUCUAUACUCCCUUUUGCUUUUGUUUAACUUUUAGCACAGUGGAGUGGGCAGCAAGAUGAGACCAAGUGGAACUUUUCGUCUUUUUAAAAAAACAUAUUUAUUUUCUGAACUGUAGCAGGCGUACCUUUCUUCUGAAAUGGAAAAUAUGAGAAACAUGCUGUGUAGGCUUGUGUGAAAAUGUUAGCCCACACCUAUAGUAAUGUAUCAGUGACUAUGUAUGAGUCACAACUCGAGUGAAGUACUGUCUGGUGGAAGACCACAAAGUUCAUGAGCCUUGAGAGGAGUUACCACAGUAUUGUCUAACAUAAGUUGUACAGUCAACUGUAGCACUUUAUUUCACCUGGUAACUGUUACCUGAUUAAUGUUAUGCACUUCUUGUUAGUUUGGUAUGUGAAUUUAUCUUUCUGCCUUAUUACAUUUUGUAAAUGACUUAUUUUUAUCAUAUGCCUCUUAGGAACCGUUUAUGAACAUUGGAUUAAACUGUACUACAAGCAUUCUUUUACACUGUACUUAAGAACAUUUUUAACAGCCAAUAAAUUUGUUUUUUUUA